Molecule: messenger RNA, 1258 nt
Organism: Carassius gibelio (silver crucian carp)
Lineage: Eukaryota; Metazoa; Chordata; Actinopteri; Cypriniformes; Cyprinidae
Product: ras-related protein Rab-9A
Exons: 6
Coding region: 315-920 (201 amino acids)
Biological process (GO): retrograde transport, endosome to Golgi; Rab protein signal transduction
Cellular component (GO): late endosome; phagocytic vesicle; lysosome
Molecular function (GO): GTP binding; GTPase activity
Source: RefSeq, a predicted model, not a curated record
GCUCCAUCAAAGAACAUCGGAAGAUCCUCGAAACUCGUCAUGUUUCGCGUUAUUGCUUGUUUUGUUUCUUUUUAUCGAAUCGAGAUUUCCGGUCGCUGAAGCCCGAUGUGUAGAGAAGCAGCUGCAGUUCAUCAACUCAGCGUCAUUCAUGGCUUAGCUCCUCAGGUCUGUGCAGUGAAUUGACUGAGUGUUUUCUCCAGCAGACUUGUGACAGACCGGAGCACAUGACCGAAUGACCACCAGCAGCUGAGAGAAAACUACUAUCUUGAACGAUGAAUUACGUUUGUCAGUAAAGGACGAGGAAGACAAACACCAUGUCGUCUAAAUCAUCUCUUCUUAAAGUCAUUCUCCUGGGCGACGGUGGAGUGGGAAAGAGCUCACUCAUGAACCGCUACGUCACUAACAAGUUUGACGCCCAUCUCUUUCACACCAUCGGCGUGGAGUUCCUCAAUAAAGACCUGGAGGUGGACGGCCACUUGGUCACGCUGCAGAUCUGGGACACGGCGGGUCAGGAGCGAUUCCGGAGCCUGCGGACGCCCUUCUACCGCGGCUCCGACUGCUGCCUGCUCACCUUCAGCGUGGACGACAGCCAGAGCUUCCACAACCUCAACAACUGGAGGAAGGAGUUCAUCUACUACGCCGACGUCAAGGAGCCCGACAGCUUCCCGUUCGUGCUUCUGGGGAACAAGGUGGACGUGACGGAGAGGCAGGUGACCCGCGAGGAGGUGCAGGAGUGGUGCAGGGAAAGCGGAGGAUACCCGUACUUCGAAACCAGUGCUAAAGAUGCGACUAAUGUCACAGUUGCGUUCGAGGAAGCCAUCAGAAGAGUUCUGGCUUCGGAGGAGCGACACGAGCAUUUGAUUCCUACAGACACCGUUAACCUGCACAGAAAGCCUCGCAGCAACACACGGUGCUGUUAACAGACCAGAACCACCUCAAAUAGUUAAUUUAUGAUCCUUGAGCGUUAUAUUUGAACAUGCACUUACUCCUAAACACUGGGUUGCUUUCACUGGGUGUCUUUCUUGUAUCUGAACUGCCUGAAUUUGAACAAUUCUGUGCAUUCAGACGUCUUAUGUGUGUGUGUGUCUUAUGGGAUUUGAGCCGGGUUAAUGCAUAGACGGAUAUAAUUUUGUCUUGCAUGGCAGUUUAAUAGUGCAGAGCGUAUGCAAUAAAUGCACUGCAAAAAACAUGUUUUUUUUAUAAAAAAAAAAAAUAUCUAAACGUCCUUAAAACGAUAUGAUUUUAUUUGAGAAGUGCA